AUGGAAGUAUGGCGUUCUGCAGUCUAUUUGGGUAUGUUUGGUGACCCAUACCUUCGUGAAACACCGUAUGAAGCUGGAGGAGAUAUAAAUGCACUUGUUAAUGUGCUAAAUAGCUUUGUACAAUUGCUACAACCAUUACAAGAUCCAGAUAAAACUCAAGCACAUCAUGUGAAAUUUCCACUUACAAUGGAUCAAAACCACGUCAUUGAGACAAUAAUAAUUCCUCAAUUAUUAUACUGCAGUCAAUGGGCUCAAAAGGGUCUGAAAGUGGAAAAUGCAGCUCACUUUCAAUUGUUUCUAGCUGACUGGAAGACAGAAUUAAUGAAUCUUCAAGUGAAGAAACCUCUCUUAGUACCUGGAGGGUAUCAGAAUAAUGUCUCAAGUCAUACAAUUAUUUACGUGGUGGAAAAAACAAGUCAAUCUCCUGAUCAAUACUCGUUUACAGUAUGUAAUAAAGGCCCUGGAGCUGAAAUGUAUCAUCCCUGUAAACCUCAAGGCACCAGUGUCGAUAAAAUUCGUGUACAGUCUUGUAUUCAAAUUAGUAACAUACCAGCGAAACGUUACUUGGAUAUGGCCUUUUGGACACUUUUAUUUUCACUGUGGGUACGUAAACCUCCGUCCGAAUAUCAUCGAGUGGAGACCAUUUACGAUGUCCUGCUGCCCUGGCUUGCAGAAGACAAACUAUUGCCACUCGCAAGUGAAAUGGCAGAGCAAGGUGCGUCUCAAGAUUGGACAAAGCUAGCGCUGGGUCACGUGCAUACGGCACAACGCAGUCAGUUGGGAUUUUGCAAGAGCGUCAUUGAAGGAAUGCGCUAUUUGAGUCUCCGUAGCCAAGCUUUUACCAAUACAGAGGUAGAAUACGCGAUUUUGUACAGGUUACGCUAUCGUUUGUUUCAGAAAGUUGUAAAGGGAUUAGAGAUUGCUGAAAACCCAGCCUUGGCAAUCCAUGAAGGCACGCUACUUAGUGCACUGCGAACACUGUCCACUGUCUCGCUCCAAGAUUCUCUUCAGGGCACUUACACCGUGGCAGAAAUUGACCCAGAAGCUGUCAUUGGUAUUUAUUUUGCGCUAUCAACAUCUGCGGCUUGUCGUAAACUGACAAAACUUUUGACAGAAUUAAGCGAGCGCUUGCACGCUGCAGGAAAAAAGUUUGUUGUGAUUGUAGUAUCAGUUGAUCAAGAGCGGGCAGAUUACACAGCGUUUAGUGAGAACUUGCCGGGACACACGUGGCUCAUGGUGCCUUUUUCAGAAGUAGAAGCUCGACAACAGCUUGUCCAGAUGUUUGGUGUUUCGAAAGCGCCGCAGCUUAUUUUGCGAGGGUCCGAUGGGACGAUAUUGACGCCGAUGGGUAAGGAGCUGGUGGCAUUGGACCCAACAGGUGCAUUUUAUCCAUGGAAUAGCGAAGAAUUUGAACUGCCAAAGUCGACCCUUUCUCCAUCCGAAACGAUGUGUAUUACCAUGGGUGUCAAGCAAAUCGGGUUGAAAACGCUGAAGCACCAUGAUCGUAAGAAUAUUGAAGCUUGUGGUCUCAGCCACGUUAACACAUUGAUGAGUAAAUCAGAGCAGCUCGUAAAGUCUUUAGGGGUGGCUGCUAGCUUUGAUAGCAAGAAUAAGUGCGUGACAGCUAAGCGAGAAGAAAACUUUCCGUUUGCUCCUCACGCUAAUAUGGAAUUGUUACAGGUGCAAGGAAAAGAAUGUGAGUACGCAGGAAAUGCGUCGGAGCUUGAAACUCCUCUGCUCUGUAACUUUUUGGAAGUACCCGAGCGCGUUACGUCGAUUCCACUCGCGGUUGCAGCAUUCAUGAGAUGCCAAGCUUUGUGCGAGUCUCUACUAAAGCGAGCUGCAGAGGGAUCGUCAUCUUCAAGACUUUCCUUACAUUACGAAGUCAUACAACUGAUUACAAGUGUUCUGGUUGAAAUGUUGCCGGCGCCACAGCCCAUUGGUGAUGACGGGACUGUGUCAUCCUCGUGUAUGUGGAGACGCCCUGUCGCAAAGGAAAUGCAGCUGCGGUGCCUCAAUGGCCUUUAUUCUGUGUUAAUGAUUUUGGGCUCAGUAUGGCAGUCGAUGGAGCAGCCAAGCCGUCACUUUGAUUCAGAGCGCGCUCUUGCAGCAUUGUGUGCGUUAUGCAUUUUUGACGCGCUUGUUCGCACCCCGGCUGCAGACGACCCGCUGGAGAUCUCACUGAUGAUGGAAGAAGAAGGUGGAUAUGUGUUGGCUCAUACGUUCUGUAAGGCCAAUAUUUCGAUCCAGAAGAUGACUUCGGCAAUGGAAUUUGCGCGGCCAAAUUUUUGUGUGGUCAGAGGUCAAGUGCUUGCUUAUUUCCACAGCCAGGACGUGAAAGGCAAGCGACAGCUGUUUAAUUAUCACAUGCCGGAAGACAAGAUUGAAGUCAAAAAGUACUCAACGACACUAUUGUUCUUCCGUCAAUUGAUGGAGCGUUAUCAUUACCAGCUAAUUGAUCCCAACAACCAGACACCACCAACUGAAAUGGAGGCAUUGAUAGAGUGGUUUUGUAGUGAUACGUCACCCAUGGAAAAUGACCAUCCAGAAGUUGGAUUAACUCGUGACAUAGUGAUGGUAGUGAAAUUUCUAGCUACAAUGGAGACAAAGGAAGUUGAACUUAUGCGGCGCCGCACAGCUCACCAGCACUGGCAGACAUGGCAGCUAUCAUUUGACGACUCAACUGCAACCCAUCGACGGAACUUUUUUGGAAUGCGAGGACUGAACCAAAUUCUUCACUCUACGUUGAAGUGGAAGGUGGUUGGUUUUCGUGGAAGCGACCAAGAUGUCGUUGAUAUGGAGGUGGAAGGGUUCAUUGAGCGGAAAGUCUAUUUUGGCGAGGGCCCGAUUAUGACAAGUCCGGCAGACUUGAGCGCACUUCUUGUAAAAAGCUCAAGCAAUGCAUCAGGCGAAAGCCUUCCUUCAAACGUUGUUGAAGAUGAUAUCAUGCAUCUUACUGAUUUGCCUACAUUCAGUGGAACAUUAUCAGCAGAGGAGGCGGAGUACCUCAUGGGUUACCUGACGGUGCCAUACACACAAAUUCCUCUUGUGGCAUCAUUCUUCUCCUCGCGAGACCGUGUUACGUAUUUAUUUAAUCCGCUGUUGCAGCGACUGCUCCGCGCCGUAUUGUUUGAGGGUGGAGACUGGGUCUCCGAUGAAGAAUCUGAGAUGAUUACCCACAUUCCAUUGCGAAAGUCGAAUCUCGUGAUGCGUGAAGAAACCAUCCAGCGGACAUUUGAUGCUCGUGUACAUCACCAGAAGUGUGAGGAUCAUCUUGGCACAAUGGAUGGACUUCUUUUGAACGAACUGAUCUACGCUCCUGACGCGAUUGUUGUUCCGAUGCUGAAGAUGUUAAAUGCUGUACAAGAGCUUGGAGAGGCGUCAGUUCAUUCAGCGGACGCUCGAUUCAUUCUUUUCAUGGUCAAGCUGGGCGUAGAUAUUUUGCGUUACAUAACAUUCGCUCUCGACCGGGGUAUUACUGGUGACGACGGAGCGCGAGUUAAGAAGCUCGAAGAGCAUCGAUCUCAACUGAUGACUUACACAUUUGGAUUUGCUCGCACAACACUGAAUAAAUGGAGAUUGGAAGCUGAAGAGGCCAACAAUCUUCAGACGUCAUGCGUAAUUCAUUCGUACCUCGUUUAUCUUCAUAUAAGUUUGCGAUGCUCCGAAUACGAUACUCAAAAAAUCUCCGAAAUGAUUGGUUCCGUUGCCUACGUUCACAAUUGGCAUUGCUUUGGGAUGAAGCUUUCUACAGACAAUGGUGACGAGGCGGCCGGGCUUUCGGGAGAAAAACGCCUGCUUCGUUGGCUUCAGGCUCAAGGCAUCGAUACAGCAAAUGUUGGCAACAAGGCACUUGGCAAGUACUUGAAGGGGCGGCCUUUAUUCUUGAAAGUUGGGACGCAAACUAUUCAAGCGCCCAGCAUUGUCGCGCUGCGAAACGGCGAUGGAAACGAUCUUUUGCUACCACCUGGCGACGUCCUUGAAGCAGAGAUCUUUGAAAGUGUACACUUACAUCGCCGCUCAAUCGUGCAAUGGUUGGCAAGUGUUCCGAAGGCCAAUCGUAACAAGGUUCUGGGAAAUAUAGUUCGAAUUGCUCUUCGCUCAGCUGAGCCGACUGACGAUUGGGAGUGGGUCGAAGAAUCUGGCAUUGGAGGCGCAGGAAAGUAUUACUGCAGUCAUCAUGAGCUGACGUUAAAUGCCCAGACGGGUGAGAUUUUGUGGAGAAAUGACGAAUUGAAACCUGUUCCGGACUCGAUGACCCAGUAUGCAGACUUCAUGGCCGUUUUUGGAAACAAACCGCUUCAUUGUGGUCUUGUUGCGCGCCAAGAACACCGCUUAUGGGUUAAUAUUGUUGGUACAAACUUUCAACUUGUCGAAUGGGACGAUCCAACGUUCGAAAUGGACCAGGGUGUCGGCGCUCCAUCGAUGUAUGAGCCUGAAAGUGUAGGUGAUUGUGAUAAUCUAGGUGACAACUCCCAGGAGCUUAAAAUGUACUGGGAGUGUCCGGCCUGCACAUGUGCAAAUUUUAAUGGCGAUAACCCCAACGCUAUGUGUGAGGUGUGCGGUACCCCUCGUGUUGCUCGUGCACCACCUCAGCCACGAGGAAAUGAAAACGGAUCGUCCAAGCAACCAGGUGCUGAUGGGUUUUGCUAUCUUGGUGAGACGUUUUCUCGACCGUUUGAUAUUUAUGCUGUAAACGAGCAUCCUCAUGCUGAUGAAGAAUGGUUUGUGGACCUUGUUGGCAACACACUUCGUCUGAUGUACCCUCCUGUGCCAGAUUCCAAAAAAUUACCUUUCACGCUAUUUCUUCCAAGUGACCCAUUGCCAGCUACAGCUAGCUGUGUGCACUUAAUCGGAUUAGAUUGUGGCGCUGAUGCUAAAGAUAAUGAGAAAAUUGCAACUUUUAAGGAAAUUAUAGCGUAUCGAGCAAUGGAGGUGAUGCACGUGUACGCCUUAGUAUCGCAUGGCCGUAGACUAUACCGAAAACUUAUUUUCACAUCAAAUUCGCGUUUGAGUCUACACGGUUUUCCCGUGAAUGUUUCGCCCGAUCAAGGAUCUGUAGAUCCAGCACUGUUGCGUGCUAGUGGUGAUCCAACUGAGCGGCAAACAUGUGGAGGAUCGCUGGUGAUUUUGCGCAAGAACCAUUUGCUUAAUGGAACUGAGCAAUUUGUUCCUCCGCGUCUUCUUCAAGGAGUUGUUCCGAGUUGCUUGCUGGAGAACUUUCGUUUCUGGAUUGGAGAAGAUGGACGUCUUCGGGGUGAUCCUGUAGAUUUGAAGUCACAAUGGUUUCGAUAUCGUGUGGAGAUUGAGCUGAAAGAGACAGGACAGGCAUUUAUCUGUCGAAAGUCCAUCUUGACAUCUUUUUCUCGAAUUUGUUGCGGCAAAAACGACAGUAAACUUUCACCAGCUAGCAGUCAAAUGCAGCCUCCGCCAGUUCCGGUACGAGUGCUUGGAAAAGUCGUAACGGAAGGUUUGCGGUCAUCAUCGCCUGAUUCGGUUGAUAUUAGUGAUGACAAUGUUGUCCAGCUCAUGGCCAUGGGGUUCUCAUAUGCUGCGUGUAGUCUUGCUUUGCGCUUAAAUCGUAAUAACAUGGGUGUCGCGGCUCAAUGGCUAUUGGAUGAAAAGAAUCAGCUAAAGGUUUUUGAUGCAGAAGAAGCGGCUGUGUCUAGUGAAUGCACGAUUAGCCCCGAGGAACAGCAUGAACAAAACGUCGGGCUGCUCUUGAGCUUGCAGGAGUCUCCUUCACGGAUUGCUGUUGAGUAUGCGCUGGGUCUUUUUGACAACAAUCUGGAGCUUGCGGAAGCGUGGAUAUCGGAUCCUGCAAAUCGUUCCGAAAUUCAACGAGCAGAAGAUGCUCACGUCGGUGAUGUAUCGGAAGCUGGAAUUUCAUAUGAAGAACCUCGUACACCCAUGGCUACCGACAGGGAGGAAAAAUAUACCGGUGGAGAUGCCGAAUUACUAGAAGUUGUUGAAGAAACCGUGGGAGAAACCUUUUAUCUAUUAAAUUUACUUGAGACCAGUUCAGCCCGGGAAAAUGACGAGGUUUUGGCAUUGUCUCAAUUACUCAGUCGAUUAGAGGAUCUGUCGCAUAUACUAGUCUGGUGUUCGAUUAAGGUAAAGCAAAGCGUGCCUUGUAAAGUAUCCUCUAUCGCUUUUAUUGAGCUACCAAGACUGAAGUUGAAGUUUCAGCCGAACAGAGACCCUGUAUCUGGGCGUGUCCGCCUGGACGUGAUGGAUCAAAACGGCUGGUUUGUGAGCGACUUGACUGUUACAAUGUUGGAAGAUACGUCCAAAUACCUUCGCCGACUUAUUGCGAUUACGCCUGAUUGCUUUGUACUCGAGUCGGACACUACAGAUUUAAAGCUUAUUUGCCCCAACCACGACUUGUAUCGCCCAGCAAUUCGCGGAGAGCCAUUCUCUUCGACCCUUGUUAGCGACCGUGGAUCUGUGGGCUGGCAGCAAGCGAUGGAAACAAGAUUCUACACGUAUCCUGUGCAUUCAAGCCACACAUUCUUGCUUCCUUCUUCUCUCAGCUCCACUUUGUAUCUUAUUCUGAUAAGUUUACUCACACGAAAUUACGCAACUGCAAUGGAGUUUAUAAUGGGGUGCAAUGUUGACGUGGAAUUUACUGACGAGGAAAAGCGGGUUUUUGACCAGCUGUCUAAAACGCUUGAUGACCGCCAUCCCAAUGCUUGUGCGUGCCGUAUUCGCCUGUCGCUAGGUAUUGCGUAUAGUAACAAUAGGGCUCCCUGGAAGGUGAGCGACGAGCUGUACGACUACCUUACCACAAGCAAGCACGUUGAAGCUCAAUCCAAGCUAACUCUAGAAGAAGAAAAGGAAGCUCUAGCACACUCCUACCAGCAAUGCCCUCUUUUGUUGCUGCGCAAGAAAUUCUGUGACCAUGUCCAGCCAUAUUCUGAGACAAAAAUGAAAUUUAAGUUGACUCGACUGCGGGUUGGUGGUCAGCCCUGGAUGAAACUUUGCUUAUACAGCAAAGGUUAUCUUGCGGCGCAUGCUAAAAAGCUUUCGACUGUGCGUUAUAAUCGACCAAAGUAUGCAGUAGGGAUCGACAACAAGUAUUUGAUUGAUGACGAGGAGGCUGGAAACCUCGUGUGGAACUGUGCAGUGGUUGGUGAUGAGAUAAGUGGAACGAACCGUGGCCUGGGCUAUCUUUUCCUGUAUGAAUGUCUGAAUCAGCAGCUUGUCAUUCGAAUGGGUGGCGAUGACUGCACCCAGUCGUUCGGUGAGUUGUUUGCACGUUUCCUGCACUUAAAAUUGUCGAGAUGGAGUCGAGAAACCGUGAAUGAUGGUGAAGAAGAGUGUGUACCGUCGUACGCAUUAGCGCAGUUGGCUAUGGUGAUUGCACAUCCCGGCAGUGGGUGGCCAUCAUCGCCAUGUGACCAAGAAAGUGUGAACAUGCUUUCUCAUGGUGCGAAUCUGUACUCGAAAGUGGCGGUCGGAACAAUGCUGAAACACUUUUUUGACUUCGGGGCAGUAGAGUUUCAAUCUAAACUUGAGUCUGAAGACCACCAGACGCGUAUUGUUGCGCCGGUAAAAACUCAAUUUAGUAAGCUACACCAUACCGCUGAAUGUGUGUUUGAGAUACCAAUUAUCGCCUCAAAUGACAGGAUGGGUUUUGACGCGUCAAAUGCUUCAUGUGGCGAGCGCCAGUUCAUAGGAAAUAAAAACGGCUUGAUUAAUCCUGAAUUUCCGCUGGAAGCGAUCGAUGUGAAUCAAUUUAUCACCUAUUGCGAUCCAGAGGCAGAAGUAAAAGCAACGCUACCGUUUGACCUUUCAAAGCACCCGGUGGCUCAAACCGCGGCUGCCAGAGAUUUGCUUAAGAGACUCGGUGACGAUAUUGCAAUCAAUGCACAAGCAGUAAAUAAAAGCAAAGAUGCGUUUAUAACGGGCGUGACUCCGAUGAGUUUGCUGACGCCUGAAGAGCUAACGUCGAGUCGUUCUACCGUUGCAAGUUUACAUAAGCUGAUUCAUACCUGCGAAGAUAUGAGAACGUGUGACCGCAAGAUAGUAGAAGAGGAAAUUGCGAUGCUCGAAAUGCGAUUAAACGAGAUCCAUGUUGGCGUUUACGAAAGCCCAGAAGUGGUUGUCGAUGCCGAUCGCUUUGCGAUGCAGCGAUGCGUUGGUAUUUACCCCCGGGUGUCCUUCGAUUUUCUUACGUCUUUAUUGGUAUCAAGUUCGUUUGAAGCAGAUUUGAAGGCUCGUAAUCCGUUUGUGGUGGAUGUGACUGAAAGUAUUAUGGAGAAGAUGUUGCAAGUGCUCUUUUUGUGCAGUCGUAUCAUGCACAUUAACCGAACUGUACAAGCCGCUCGUGCUCUUAUUAAAUACCUAACUGGUCUUUUUACUCCGCACAGUGAAAAAGAUAGGUCUAGCCUAGUAAAGCUGACACGUCAAGCGUCUCGGGAUUUGGCUGACGUCUUAAUUUCAAAGCGACACUACCUCCAUAACUCCGCAGCAGAAAAAUCAUCAGGAUGGCGUUUUGACCCCCGCUUUUUGGUGUUUGAAUACGUCUUCGACAUCUUGCUGCGCGGCAGACAGGUUCAAAUGAUUGAUAGCAUUUUGACGAGUUUGGCAAAAGGCAGCUCCCGUGUGCAGCAGAUGAUCAUGGGUGCGGGAAAAACCACGGUCGUGGGACCUCUUUUGACGUAUAUUCUUGCCGACAAAACGCAUCUUGUGACGCAUGUCAUGCCAACUGCACUGUUAGAGCAGUCCCGGCAGGUGCUUCGAGGUCGAUUCAGCAACCGCAUCCUUCGCAAACGUAUUUUUACUUUUGAGUUCGACCGUGCAAUUAGUGAUGACCCAGCUGCUGCAUUGCAAAUAUUUACAAAGCUGGAUCGCGCUCGGUGUCAUGGUGAUGUGGUAUGUGCUUCCCCGGAGUCGAUUAAAUCGAUUAUGCUGAAGCUUGUUGAACUCCUACAUUCGCUAGACGAAUCUUCCGACAUCAUUGAAGUACCACUUUCUUCAGCGUCAACAAAUAUUAGGCGCUUGAAGCGUGUCUUGGAAGACCGUUCGGAAAUGGCUGAUGAAAUUUAUAAGACGCUGAGACUGUGGCAAAGUGGCAUUUUGAUCAUGGAUGAGGUGGAUGUGUUGCUGCACCCGUUGCGGUCAGAACUGAACUUUCCCAUAGGGAACAAGUUUCCAAUCGACCUUGCAGCCUAUAGGUGGGAGCUUCCCAUUUAUUUAAUUGAUGCUGUUCUAGUAUCGCCUACCACCGUCACGGCUUUGUCUGGCUUGAUCUUACAAUUACAUGCUGUAUUAGAGGAGGGUUAUGCUGCUCAUACGCUACAACGUUUUCCUCACCUUGUGCUUCUGGAUAUGGAAUUUUAUGAGGCACGUAUGCUACCGCUGCUCUCUAAGAUAGCAAUUGAGUGGUUGCUGAAGCUCUUCCGCAUGAGCAAAAUGGAGGUUUCUGUCGACCAAAUCAAGUACUAUUUAGAGUGCCCUAGCACGCAGCUUCAUAUGAAUGCUUCUAUUCGCUCCGAUAUUGAAACGGGGCUGUCAGAAUCUUCAAUCAAGCUGCUUAAUCUAGCGCGCGAUUGGCUGCAUACAAUUUUACCGCACGUUCUAUCCAAGAUCAAUCGUGUGUCCUAUGGUCUCCUUAGAGGAGAGCAUCAAUCAGCUGCCGCGUCAGGAAAUAAUAGUGGUGGCAAUGCACACUCACGACUGAUGCUGGCCGUACCAUUCAUUGGAAAAGAUGUACCGAGUCGCUCAUCAGAGUUUGCGCACCCUGACGUGCUAAUUGGGCUGACCAUUCUCGCAUAUCGCUAUGAAGGCAUUCGCGUAUUUGAUCUUGUGCGAAUCGUUUCGCAACUGAAGCAGGACUUCAGUCGCCAGCUAGGACCGCGCGACCAGCGUCCAUCCUGCGCUAUGUUUCGUGAGUGGGUCCAAAGUGGUCUAGCUGCGAUAUUGUCAGAAAACAAAGAAACGUCUGGAGGAGUUCUUCCAUUGCCACUCUUCCAGCUUCGUGAUACAUCGCAAGUGGCGCGGCUGCAUCUUUUGGUCGCCAAGCUUCCAGCUGUUGUGUAUUACUACGUCCGGCAGCACGUUUUCCCGUCGUGCAUGAACUUCCAGAAGCUCAAGAUUUCGGCUUGUGGUCAUGAACUUGGCAGCAAUUCCCUGUUUGCAAACCGCAUUGGUUUUUCCGGAACGCCGUCGAACCUAUUACCGAUGGAUCUUGGCGAGUGUUACUACGAGCCAAGCAGUGACGGUAGUAUUUUUGAAUCUCUUACGAACAAGCGCAUUGUCUCAGUCGAGCGCAAAGUGAAGUGGACGGCAAGGAGCUUGUUGUUGGAUAUUGCCCGCGCGCAGCCACCAGUACACGCGCUCAUUGACACGGGCGCCUUGAUCACAGGCUUUAAUAACCAAGAAGUAGCCAUCUUUCUUCUAGCGAAUCUGCCUGCUGAGAUGGAAGGAGUUGUAUAUCUGGACGAAAAUGAUCGACAGAUGAUUUUGCUGCGCGACCAUAACGCACCUAUGCCGCUAGUUCAGUGCGGUUUGGACCCAAGCAAGAGAUUUACAUUCUACGACCAAGUGCAUACGACAGGUAUGGACAUCAAGCAGUGCGUCAACGCGCGCGCUGUUGUCACACUAGGUAAGGAUAUGACCUUCCGUGACUACGCACAGGGAGCUUAUCGAAUGCGCGGCAUUGCUACGGGACAAACAAUCUGUCUCUUUCUCAUUCCUGAAAUUGAAAACCGCAUUCGUCAUGAGAUGAAACUUGCUCAAAUUGAGAUUACGACACAAGCCUCCGCGCAACAGCGGCUGGACGAGUUUCUCCUGCUCGUGCCAGCAUGGCUUCUUACAAACUCGAUGCGCAUGGAAUCUAUGCAGCUCGUCCAGCUGUCAUUUCAAGAAUUACACAACACUUGGCGCAAACGGGCUCUUCACUCUUUGUUAGAUGAAAUUGCAGCAGCCACGGCCAAGAAUGCAUCAUUAGCGUCUCGAUUACGUCGGUUUGUUGGCUGUGAUGAUGACGUUGCGAAAGCUUGGCUCCGCAAGUGUAUUGGUAUAUUCUGCGUGGAAAUAUCUUACGCGGUGGAUGCUGCUGUGCCGACGAAAAAGAUACUUUCGGAUGUGAUUGGCAAGUUAAUCGAGAGUCACAAGGAUUUCUUACAGACAAAUGAAGAUAUGGCAUGUGUCGCCAAUGUUCAGCAGCGCCUAGCGCACUCAACAGGGAACCAGCAGGAAGUGCUGGCAGAGGACGGGUCGGAGCAAGGUGAUCUGCGGCUCACUGCUGAGGUUGUGCAUGAGAAUGAGGCUGAAGCUGAAGAAGAGGCUGAGGAAGAAGCAGAACAAGAGGAACAAAAGAUGAGUGCUUUCACGCGGGAUGACGAGCAUCCGAUUCCAUGGAGCGCCUCUGUUCUUACCCGACGACCUGCAGAACCUGUUGCCAGCUCCCCUCGAGACGAACAGACGAACGCAGCAGCGGAACAGCAGAAAGAAGAAGACGCUAACGUGUUUUACCCCUUUUCACAGUUCCAAGCUCACGCGGAGUGCCCAACAAUUGAUUUUCCGACAGAAUUACUAAUGUCUGGAAACUUUUUUCGACGUCGAUGGGUGGGGCUUGGUGAACGUCGUGUCAAGAACGUCGGGCUUAUUCUCGAAUGGUCACCGCUGCUCCACCAGGAAGCAAUGAAAAAGGUUGUGCUGCAACUUUUUACAGCGUUCAUGACCACGGCGGCAUCUGCAGGGAAUGCAAAUGAGAUUGCAGUAAAAGCUCUUCAGGAGGUCGCUGAAAUGGCUACCAGAAGUCCAGAUGCGAUUCCUGAUGCAAUCAAAGAUGCUGUGACAGCCACGACAAAUAACUCGCCCGUGUAUUUGGCUGCCUUGUCGCUUGCUGAAGGUGAGACUAUACGUCGUAUGAUUCAUAAAAAGCACCCUGUGUUCCAGGUGAGCCAGGUGCAGUUGCGCACAAGUGAGGGUGAGCUGGUCGAUAGCUCUUCGUUCUUUUCGUCGUGGGCGCCAAAGUAUGGACCAACUUCUGCUCAUGCAAUGUCGCCGCGUGAAAAGAAAAUUGCCGUUGGUAUACAGUGCUUGCGGUUCUUUAACAACGAGAUGUACUACUUUCCUCAGGAGUUGGAACUACUUAUGGAGGGGCUAGCAUCGGUUUUCACUGCUCAAAGCGAGUGGCACUUGCUAACCGCACGAGCUCGUCUGCAACAAUUUCAGCAGAGUCUGUUGCGUAAGCAGCGACAAUACCAGAAGAAGGACAAGGGCAAGAAGCCACAGCAAACAGUGACUGCUGUCCACUUGGCUGUGGCUCUACGACGAUUUGAUGAUGAUGAGGACGGUAGAUUGACCGCCGAAGAAGUUCACAAAUGUUUUGAGAGUUUUCAGCUGGGGUUUUCAUCAAAGGAGCUGAACGAAAUUAUUGAACUUAUCGUGAAUGCUCGUUUCACAAACGGUGACGAGGGCAUUCCAAUCGAGACAAUUUGUGCAGCCUUUGGUAUUUCCGGCGAAGAAAUAAAGACUGCUCUUCUUCGUGACGAUCAGGAAAACAGUGCUCUUGCAGUGGCAGGUCUAGACACAGAAGCGUCGUGGAGCUGUCCCGUGUGUACGUACAUGAACAAUGAUGCUACUGACGUAUGUGAAACAUGUAACGAGCCCAAUCCAAAGCAUGAUGGUGGCAAUUCACAGCAUCAUCUGCUGCAGCAACAACAACAUGGAUGGCGAUGUGGUAAUUGUACGUUUAUAAACCAGUCAAAUGAUGUGGUUUGCGCCAUUUGUGAAGUGGAUAUGGAUGGCCAGCGUGGUGUACCUCGAGAUAAAUGGGUCUGUGCUAGUGAACAAGGCGGUUGUACAUUUUUCAACUCCAUGUCGAGUUUUUACUGUGACGUGUGCAAUCGGGCGCGUCCUGAUCUCGUCUCUACACGCUUUUAA
Messenger RNA from Peronospora belbahrii, 12897 nucleotides. NCBI's taxonomy places the organism in Eukaryota, Oomycota, Peronosporomycetes, Peronosporales, Peronosporaceae. The record is from the annotation of a GenBank genome assembly.